Molecule: messenger RNA, 324 nt
Organism: Fomitiporia mediterranea MF3/22
Lineage: Eukaryota; Fungi; Basidiomycota; Agaricomycetes; Hymenochaetales; Hymenochaetaceae
Exons: 1
Molecular function (GO): protein binding
Source: RefSeq, a predicted model, not a curated record
GAAGAAGCAAUCUCGAUAAAUCGUGCCUGCCUUGCUCUUCGUCCGCGAGGUCACCCUCGGCGAGACACUGCUUUGACAAACUUGGCGUUCGGACUUUCGGAGCGAUUCAAAGUAGGAAAGCGAGAUGAGGAUAUCGAUGAAGCAAUCAUGCUUGAGCGGGAAGCUCUAUCUCUCCGUCCUGAAAGUCACAACAAUCGAAGUCAGCUGCUAAAUACCCUUGGUUAUAAGCUUUACCUUCGGUAUACGCACCGUGGCAAUCCGUCAGACAUUGAAGAAUCAAUAGAACGGCUACGCGCUGCACUAGCUCUUUGUCCUGAAGGCCAC